Sus scrofa (pig) is the source of this 2023-nucleotide messenger RNA. It is a transcript of the gene UBALD1, whose product is annotated as UBA like domain containing 1. Lineage: Eukaryota; Metazoa; Chordata; Mammalia; Artiodactyla; Suidae. The record is from RefSeq and is a predicted model, not a curated record. Gene Ontology annotation, molecular function: protein binding.
UUGAGCGGAGAGUACCCCUAGGCCGCCCUCCCUUCCUCAGCCGUACAUCGAGCCUACUGUGAGCCUGGUUGAGCGCCAGGCCGGGGAGGGACCCGCGUCGCGAGUGGGCGAGGCGAGCUUGGACUCUGUGCUGGGGAGACUCGGAAGGCUUUCUGGAGGCUGUGACUUUAGGCAGAACUCUGAAGGGCAGAUUCAUUCAGUCACUGAACGGGUAUUUAUAUAAGCGCCCACUGUGUGCCAGGCCUUCUGGGUCUUACGGCCCUAGUGCUGCCGAUUUGUACCAAAAUCCCAACUUCUCCCCCCACCCCACUGCCCAAUAGUGCGCCCGCUCGACACAGAGGGCUGCCAACCACCCUGGGGGUCGGGAUCCUCGGGUCCUAGCCAAUAUCCUGCGACCCGCGUUUGCGCCCAUGCAGUCUGGAGUCCUCGCCUCCGGACCCCUCCUCAGUGUCGGGGAUGGGGCGCGGGGCCCCCAGAGCUGCGUGCUCGUCCUGGUCCUGUACGCAAAAGGCGCCCAAUGUUCAGACACACCCUCGGGCCGGCCCGGCCUGCAGCUCCCGUCCGGGCGAGGCGGAAGCGGCGCGGGACUACAUCUCCCAGCAUGCCCCCCGCGGCCCGGAGUGAGGCGAGGCUCGGUGAGUCAGAGCCGCACAGUAAAUAUUUGUAUUAGCCGGAGCCGGCUCGCUAAUGGUGGACGCGUGAGGCGGAGGAGCGCGCGGCGGCUGGAGGCCGGAGCGGGCAGGCGGCGGCGGCGGCGGCGCCAUGUCCGUGAACAUGGACGAGCUCAAGCACCAGGUCAUGAUCAACCAGUUCGUGCUGACGGCGGGCUGCGCAGCCGACCAGGCGAAGCAGCUGCUGCAGGCGGCCCACUGGCAGUUUGAGACAGCCCUCAGCGCCUUUUUCCAGGAGACCAACAUCCCCUACAGCCACCACCAUCAUCAGAUGAUGUGCACUCCCGCCAACACCCCCGCCACGCCCCCCAACUUCCCCGAUGCCCUCACCAUGUUCUCCCGUCUCAAGGCCUCCGAGAGCUUUCACAGCGGAGGCAGCGGCAGCCCCAUGGCCGCCACGGCCACCUCGCCCCCGCCGCACUUCCCGCACGCCGCCACCGGCAGCUUCUCGGCGCCCGGCUGGCCAACGGCAGCCUCGCCCCCAGGGGGCCCACAGCACCACCCGCUGCAGCAGCCGCCCCUGUGGACUCCGGCACCCGCUUCCCCGGCGUCAGACUGGCCGCCCCUGGUGCCCCAACAGGCCGCCUCGGACCCCAGGGCCCACCCUGCCAUGGAGGCCGAGAGAUAAGGGAGGCCCCUCCCCCCUCCCGGAGGCCAGGCCCCCUGGGGCGGGGGAGAGGACGUCUCUGCGGGCCCCCUUCACCCCGUCUGCACCCCCAUUCCCCGGAGCCCUGGAGGGGAGAGAUCGGGCCCUGGCGCCAGCACACAGGCUGCCCACCCCCGUGCCCGGCAGCACAGGCCUGCGGCACCCAGCUUUCACAGAUCUGCUCUAGAGUCUGGGUGCUGGGGAACAGAACUUCCAAGAACAAGCAGCCUUCGCAGAGGACGCGCCCCGCCCCAGGGGGCUGCGGAGGAUCUGAGGCGAAGACUUGGCCGGCUCCUGCCUUGGAGGCGCCUCGGCCGGCGGGCGAGAUCCCCACCCUCGGGAAUGCAGAGCCUUCUCCGCAUGUGUGCGUGUAGCUGUGUCUGUGUAUUUAUAUGUAUGUCGCUCUUCAAGAAGCAACCUAGUUUAUGGGGCAGCUGGACUUUGCAUGUUAGAGUGAACCCCCUUUCCCCUCGCCUGCCGCCGCCCCUCUCUCCAGGGCCCUGCCCCUCUCCCCGGCCCCCUGGGCAGCCAGCCUUGGUGUUCCCUGUGGAGAAAAGGAUUGUGGGAAACUCCAGGACUCUUCCCACCCAUCCCCCAGCACCUGCCUGCUGGGGCUGCCUGCAUGCCUCCCCCCAGAGCCCAGGGGGACCCCGUCCCCAGUUCCUUUCCCCCUUUUAACAAAGGAGAAGAAAGAGUUCCAAACCAC